Salvelinus sp. IW2-2015 is the source of this 1365-nucleotide messenger RNA. RefSeq names its product pro-adrenomedullin-like. Gene Ontology annotation, cellular component: extracellular region. Gene Ontology annotation, biological process: positive regulation of heart rate; adenylate cyclase-activating G protein-coupled receptor signaling pathway; adrenomedullin receptor signaling pathway. The record is from RefSeq and is a predicted model, not a curated record. Gene Ontology annotation, molecular function: adrenomedullin receptor binding; hormone activity. NCBI's taxonomy places the organism in Eukaryota, Metazoa, Chordata, Actinopteri, Salmoniformes, Salmonidae.
AUAGGUAACUCUAUAGCCUUGAAAAAGACACCUAACCAACUGGAUAGAUCGAUUGUAUGCAACUGGGAGCCAUUGGGAUACAUAUUACUCUUUUUCCUCACAACCUCCCGGUGAAGUAAAAUUGUUUUGAGACUGAGGUUCUAGCCAAUAUGAAAGUGGUGCUUCAAACCACCAUCUGCUUGUGUGUUCUAGCCACAAUUUUACCUCUGGUGAAAGGCACCAAAGUUGGCCUCAACUCCAACUUGAAAAAGAGAUUUAGAGGCUGGCUACCGAGUCGCAUGAGAGCAGCUCUCCACAGCAGCUCUGCCUUAGACUCAGGGAUCCUCAGUGGACCAGGGCAGAGAGAGGAGACAGACUCCUCUGUAUUUAAUUCCAGGUCCAGAAGAUCCAUUGUGACCUCAGUGAAAAGACCUGGCUGUUCUCUGGGAACAUGCACCCUGCAAAACCUGGUCCAUCGGCUGCACAUCCUCAACAACAGGUUAAAGGUCAACAGAGCCCCGGAGGAUAAGAUCAGCUCGCAGGGUUACGGUCGCCGCCGCCGCAGGUCUCCAUGGUCUCUCCCACAGCUCUAUGCUUUGCUAACUCUCCAAGCAGGGAGAGUGAGAUUGGGCUGGAGCAGCGAGAGCCGCUAAGGACUCCAUCUAUAGGCCAACCUGCUCAGACAAACUUGAGUCAGGCAGAGAAGAGGAGUGUCAAUCUAGUGAAUGCCAGGUGCUUUUUUUUAUGUGUCUGGCUGGCUGAGAAUCUACUGAGGUGCUAUUCCUGAGCAUUCCCUUCCUGUGUAGGGGAAAGGAUGGACAAAGCCAAUGGAGCAGGAAAUGAAUUUCAUGCCACUGUGGAUGAAAGAAAGCAGCGGCAGAGGGAAGCGAUAAGAAGUGUCUGGAUUUUUUCAGUCCAACAUUUCUAGUGUUAAUUCAGGUCAUAAUUUAACACUUACGGAGUUAAUUUAACAUUCAUUGGUGUAAAACACCAAGUGUUGGUUUUAAUAACCAGAGUUAAACCAAAACCGCGCCCAUUGUCAUAUUUCCUAGCAUGCUCUAUUGCAGGUUGAUUUUUAAUUGUUUGUUUCAAUAGCUAUGUUUUUGCAUGUACAUUUAAUUAAUCUUAUGCUUCUCUAAUAUAAAUAACAUAMAUUUUUCUAAUCCAAUCUGUUACUUGGUCUUAUUGCACCUGUUACUGAAAUGGUUGUUCCUUGUUUCAUAUGUUUAUCUUCCCAACCCAGCUGUCAUUCUUAAUUCAGGUUGCAGGUGAAUAAAAAUUCCAAAUGCUGGAUAUUCCCACUAGCUGGAUUCCAAUUGGAAUUACACGGAACUCAAAUUGGCUGUGCGCCAUCGUGCAUACAUGUKUUUUGUCCCCCCCACACCA